AUAUGAUAAUUUAGCUUUUACAUCACAUGCUACGCUUGUGUCUUUCAGUGACUGACACAAGUGCGCGUCAUUCGCCACACACCGCACACUUAGAUCGAGACCGCACGCAUGAUAUAAUAUGGACAAGCACUACUCACAGUCGUGGUUGCCACAAGUUACUUCCCAUGCAUUUCGGCAGAACCUCUACUAGUCGCCGUCAUUACCUGAUCGUCACGGGCGUGUCAUAACAACGCGAGAGCUAACGAAACUACUGUAACGCACGCAGCAUCGCGUUUUCUUCACAGCCCAAAACGAAAACGAAACUAGUAGUGGCAACGAAGCAACAUGCUAAAACAAUGGACAGUGUGAUCACCGACGGCAGCGACGUGCUGUGAUUGAUUUUCAACGCACCCAGGAAAACAAAAGUCGGACUUUUAAGUGAUGAAAGCAGCCAGAUCUGUUCGCAUGGGACAGAGCUUGUGUGAAGUGUGGAGCAGUACAGAAAUCCGGCGUUCGCGGCGAUCGGAGCACUAGCGGCAUCAGCGUGCGUCGGUGAGCAGUUGAAGUCGGCUUCCUGCCUGUUGAGAUGCGCUGGGAGGAAACACUGUGAACACGAGUUCAUGCUGAUGAAAUUGAUCUGUUCAGUGAGCUCGAACCAGAGCCAUGGGGAGUACCCGGACUGCAGGAGCGAGCACGAGUCUGGGGGCGAGGCGUCUCUCUUGGUGUCUCCACUGGUGGUGGCGGGCAUCGUCAUAGGCCUGGUGCUCUUUCUAUCCUGCGUCACCAUCAUCGUGGGCAGUCUGCGCAAAGACAGCCGCUUGAGGAACCCGCACCUGAGAGCCAGCUAUGGUCCAGAUGGUUACUCCUUUGGCGGUUCUGUGGGAGAACUGAGGUCAAGCUGCUUAGAAGACUUUCCACCCGGUUUGGACUUUGACUCUUACAGUCUGUCACAAGUCAGUCACCUAUAUCCUGACUCGCCACCACGUUACGAUGAAUGCGUGGGCCCAGGUUGCACUCACAUCUACAUACCUACAGACGACCCCCCACCUUACUCGCUGUGGGACCCCUGUCGAGACGACACAGAGGGAGCGGAGGAAGGUCCCAGCACAGCCAGAGCCGCCUCGCUGCUCACGGAGCAUCAACACGUCACAUCCAUCUCUUUCCCUUCGGAGGCAGCGCCGCCGUACGAGGCGGUGGUGGCGGAGCAGGGGCAGCCCCUCCCUCUUGCGCCAUGUGACCUUUCAAAGCACCAAUCUGACAGAGAUGUCGACAGCAACAGGCGACAGUCGGCCAUCAGCCAGAACUCAUAGGACCGGUCUUUCUGCCCUAUCACCAGCGCUGUCCUCUGCUAACACUUGAGUUUGACACAAACUUACACUUUUUGUGGACUAAAACUCAACAGAGUGAGAACAGUUUCCUUCAAGAGGUUUAUGGAAUCAUCAAACGAUCCCUUCCGGAUGGAACUUGGAUGUGACCCAAAGACUCUCCGCUGUCUUGCGGUAACACCAUCGUGUGGUUCUAGUUUUGACAAGAAUGAACGAAUAUUUAAAAAAAAUAUCUUUUCAAGUUGAAGCUAUUACACACAAGCACAUAGAGUACCACAUUCUUUUAAGUCACUAAUACCAUAGGUAAGCCUCACUCAAGACCAACAUCUAGUGGCGUUUUGCAAACUUUGUGAGGCCAUGAUUUCAACCAUCUCAGACAUAAAAGGCACAAUCAUCCAAUGAAACGAUGAUUAUUGUUUUAAAAAAGGACUGAAAAACAGAAGCAAAGGCUUGACACCAACGAUGCUAACUUGCUACCUUUAGCAACUUUUCAGAAUAGCAAUUCUGCGGUUUUAAAAUUUCAUUUUUGUAAUACUUGCAAUUACUUUUUGCAAUAUUCAUAAACUGAGUGUUAGUUUUCAUUCUGCUAUCACAAAAACACAGCUAAAAAGUGAGUUGGAUUUCAAAAUACCUUGUAAUUAAACUAGAGGAAUAUAGAUAUGAACAAUACAAAUGUGAAUACACUGGUCCUUCACAUACUUGUGAUUCAUGACAUUCACACAUUCGACCAGUAAAAAUUUUACCUAUUUUCACUCAUUUUUCAUUUUUUGCUCGUGUCAAACCAGUAUUGCUUAAGCGUUAUUUUUGGUUCCAAAGAAGACACAUUGAAGAGAACUGAGCAACUUGAUUUAGACCAGGGAUGUCCAAAAGUUUUUUCGCCGAGGGCGGCAUUCAGAAAAAUCAAAGGAUGCCCACUUGAAAUCCUUCUACUUUAUAUAUACACAGUAUAUGUACACACACACACACACACACACACACACACACACACACACACACACACACACACACACACACACACACACACACACACACACACACACACACACACACACACACACACACACACACACAGCUGGCCAAAUAAGCUAGGUUCAUAACGCAGGUCUUAAUGCACAGUUUCGAUAUUUUGUCAUAUCUGUUUCUUUGGCGUGCCCGUUCAGACUGCCUUUGUCCAUUGAGGCCGUUCAAGUAUUAUGAAUGCGCUAAUUCGCAGUCUGACACUCGCUGAGCAAACUGACUCACAUGCGCAGAAGCAUCAAAACAAAUAACUACACAUGCUGGUUGUAUGUAAUUCCAGGGUGAUCAUAUGUGUGUGUCAGUUUGUCCUGACUGCCCGACUCGGCCAUGUAAGCACUAAGCUAGUGUUUUUUUUUUUUUUUUUUUAACCUUUUUUGACUCACGGCUCGUUUUUACAUUGGAAAAAAAUCUCGCGGCACACCACAAACCAAAAAUGUUCCAAAAUUAUUUCCUGUACAGUAUAUCUAAUUAUAAAAUAAUUUCUUAAUAUGUAUACUUACUCAGGGUGAAACUUCAGCCUGUUUAGAUGAACACAAAGUCAAUAUCCUUAUUCUUCAAAAGCUCUCAGUCUUUGUUUUUAUCUAUUUUUUAAUAGCAGUUAGGCUUGAAAAAGCUCAGAAUUAUCAGACUG
Molecule: messenger RNA, 2952 nt
Organism: Corythoichthys intestinalis (scribbled pipefish)
Lineage: Eukaryota; Metazoa; Chordata; Actinopteri; Syngnathiformes; Syngnathidae
Gene: bean1
Product: brain expressed, associated with NEDD4, 1
Exons: 5
Coding region: 600-1289 (229 amino acids)
Source: RefSeq, a predicted model, not a curated record